This is a messenger RNA of Trifolium pratense (red clover), 1505 nucleotides long. RefSeq names its product metacaspase-1-like. The record is from RefSeq and is a predicted model, not a curated record. The transcript has 5 exons. Bases 178 to 1278 code for a protein of 366 amino acids. Gene Ontology annotation, biological process: proteolysis. Lineage: Eukaryota; Viridiplantae; Streptophyta; Magnoliopsida; Fabales; Fabaceae. Gene Ontology annotation, molecular function: cysteine-type endopeptidase activity.
AGAAAAGACAAAUAGAAUGUGAUUCUAUAUGUCCAUAUUGUCACAUCCCAUAAAGAUUCCAACACACUUGAUUUAAUGGACACACCUCCAACUGAAGAUCAUCAUCAUCAUUCUUAAAAUAUAAAUUCCUACUUCACUGAUUUGGCUUAAAUAAAAUAUUCUCCAAAACUCCAAGAGAUGGCAACCAGAAGAGCAAGAUGCAGCAAGUGUGGCAGGGCAAUACUAGUGCCAAUAGAACUAGAAGAGUAUGGCUAUGCCACUUCCAUAACUUUGAUAUGUUCUGGUUGCAACUCUCGAGGUUUCUCCCAGCAACCCAAUUACCCUUUUGUCAACAACAACGUACCUCCUCCUCCCGCCUAUGGGAGACGUCAGUCUUGGCCACAAACACUGAUGGCCCCGCAGCAUUCAAUGGCACCUCCUUCUCCAUAUGGUAACAAGAGGGCUGUCUUAUUUGGUAUUAGUUAUAGUAAUCGUGCUAACAGUCUUAAAGGUUCUCUCAAUGAUGUUCACAACAUGAAAUACUUUCUCACUCAAAACAUGGGUUUCCCUGCUGAUUCCAUUCGCAUGCUCACAGAUGAACCAGGGGAGAGAAAUCCGAUGAGAAUCCCAACAAAAUAUAACAUGCGAAUGGCAAUGAGGUGGUUGGUUGAAGGCUGUCAACCAGGGGAUUCAUUGGUGCUUCACUUCUCAGGACAUGGAUCAAGGGAAGUGGACCAUAGCAUGGAUGAGGUUGAUGGGUAUGAUGAAGCUAUAUGCCCUGUUGAUUAUGAGAGUGAGGGGAAGAUACUCGACGAUGAAAUCAACGCUACAAUUGUUAGGCCUCUACCUCAUGGUGCCAAACUUCAUGCUGUCAUCGAUACAUGCUUUAGUGGGACAGUUCUCGAUUUACCAUUUAUGUGCAGGAUUAACAGAAAAGGUUAUUAUGGAUGGGAAGAUCACAGACACCCCAGAGCUGGCUACAAAGGCACGAGAGGUGGGCUAGCAGUUUGCAUUUCAGCUUGUGAUGAUGAUGGAAGUGCAGCAGAUACAUCGGCAUUUAGUGGUAUGGAAAGUGCUGGUGCCUUGACUUACAGUUUCAUCCAAGCCAUGAAAGUUGGACGUAACCUAACUUAUGGUCAAUUGCUAAAUGGCAUGCGUUUUACCAUCCGCGGGGUUAGAGAAAAGUUUGGUCCGGAUUAUCAAGAGCAUGUCAUGGAGAAUCGGCAGCAGUAUGCUCAUGAGCCACAACUGUCGAGUUCUGAGAAAUUUGAUAUUUAUUCAAAGUAUAUUGCAAUGUGAAAGAUAACUGGGAGUGGGCAUUGAAAAUAAAAUGAAUAGACAUAUUGGUCUUGUUUGUAGGAAAUAAAAUAUGUCAAUUUGGGGAAGGAAAAUAUAUGUUGAUUUGUAAAUUUGAAGACUGAGCUAGCUCUGCAAUUUCAUCAAUGCUUUUAUGUUACAUCUCAUGAAUUACAAUCUCAUCUAUUUUCAUUUAUCUAUAAUCUAUAAUUAGAGUAUUUUGCUUCAAA